Gracilinanus agilis (Agile Gracile Mouse Opossum) is the source of this 2418-nucleotide messenger RNA. It is a transcript of the gene CBARP, whose product is annotated as CACN subunit beta associated regulatory protein. The record is from RefSeq and is a predicted model, not a curated record. NCBI's taxonomy places the organism in Eukaryota, Metazoa, Chordata, Mammalia, Didelphimorphia, Didelphidae. Gene Ontology annotation, cellular component: secretory granule; plasma membrane. The transcript has 10 exons. Bases 1 to 2418 code for a protein of 805 amino acids. Gene Ontology annotation, molecular function: transmembrane transporter binding. Gene Ontology annotation, biological process: negative regulation of calcium ion-dependent exocytosis; negative regulation of voltage-gated calcium channel activity.
AUGAGCGAUGACUUAACUCCAUGGGACAACACCACUGCCAGUCCCACGCCAGUGUCCGGCUCGGUCAGCCCCCAGGAUGGCUCUGGGCUGCUUCUCGUGCUGCUCUCCGUCUUCAUUGGGGGGACGCUGGUGGUGCUGUCAGGAGCCCUGAUUCUGUGCCGGCGCUGCUGGGAUGCCCACCGCAGGUACUCCAGGGCCAGUGAUGACCCAGAGAAAACGACCACCACCUACCUGGACGACUCCCAGCCCGCCCAAGAUAUCACCAUCAAAGUGGACGACCCAGAAUGCCUGUCGUCUUCCAGCUACCGAGAUGUGGACACCGAGCGCUUCCUGGCCACCAGCUCCACUGGCCGCAGGGUCUCCUUCAACGAGGCAGCCCUGUUUGAACAGAGCAGGAAGGCGCAAGAAAAAGGACGGAGGUAUACCUUGACCGAGGGGGACUUCCACCACCUCAAGAAUGCCCGUCUCACCCACCUCCACCUGCCCCCGCUGAAGAUCGUCACCAUUCACGAGUGUGAUUCCAGCGAGACCAGCGUGGCCAUGACGCCCCGCCUGGCCGCCUCGGGCUCUAAGACCAGCCUGUCCAUUUUCCAGCCCCGAGUCAGCGCCCCGGCCCCGAAGGCCCUCACCGGCCACUCCAUGUGCCCCAGCUCCGCCCUGCCAGGUGACCCCUACAACUCCACCGUGGACACUGCCAGCUUCGUGGAGGCCAGCCCAUCUGCGUCCACCGACUCUGGGGAGGGCACCUCGCUUGACGCCGGUGCCAGGAGCUCCACGGCAGGCACCUCCGGGGGCAGGAUGGGAGAGGCUGGGCCGGCUCCAGGCCCGGGCACCGUCCUGCAGUUUUUCACUCGACUCCGGCGACACGCCAGCCUCGAGGGGGGCAGCCCCUACUUCAAGAUGAAAAAGUGGAAGCUCGAGGCCAGUCACCGGGCAUCCAGCUUGGACACCAGGGGUUCUCCCAAGCGCCACCAAUUUCAGCGGCAGAGGGCGGCGAGCGAGAGCAUGGAGCAAGAGGACCGAGACCCCCACCAGACGGACAUCAUCCAGUACAUCGCCCGCACAGACGCUGCGGCCUUCCCGCCCCCCGCCGGCCCCACCAGCCCUCCACCCGCUCUCGGCAGGCUAGAGCCCCCGGACGUGCCGGGGACAGCAGCAGCAGCAGCAGCGGCGGGAGCCGCCGGAGGAGUCCCCGAAUCCCCCCAGGAAAGAAGCAGCAGCAGCAGCAGCAGCAACGGGGUUGAGCAGCAGCAACAGCAGCAGCAGCAACAGCAGGCCAUGUAUCGGGACAUCUGGAGCCUGCGGGCCUCUCUGGAGCUGUACGCAGCGGCGUCCGACCAGAGCAGCGGCAACGACCAGGACUCGGUCCGGAGUGGGGACAGCGCGGGCUCCGCCGGGGCCGGCCCCGGGGGGAGCCUCCCGCCGUCUCACGAGCUGGGCGAGACGGAAGCGGAACGGGAGGCGGAGGCGGAGGCGCAGGCGGAUCGGCCCGGGCCCGGGCCCGGGGAAGGGGGUGAAGCGGGUCCCCGGAAACUGCUGCAGAUGGACAGCGGCUACGCGUCCAUCGAAGGCCCCGGACGAGCCGGCGACGACGCCACCCCGGCCACGGCGUCCGAGAAGCGCUUCUGCUUCACCAGCGCUGGGCGCACAGGCACCGUGUUCGACAGCUUCGAGGCCGCGCUGGCGGCGGCCGAGGCAGAGGCCCGGGCCGGGCCCGAGGCCGAGCCCCAGCCGGAGGCCGAGCCGGAGGCCGAGGUGGAGUCGCUGCGUGGGGCGCAGGGGCUGCUGCUGCUGCGGGCUUGGCCCCCGCACGGGCAGCUGCUGCUCCCGGCCCCCGCCGCCACCGCCACCCCCGGCCCCUCCGUGGCCGCAGCCCCCGCUGCUGCCUCCGCCGCCUCCCUCGCAGCCUCCCUCGCCACCUCCGUCUCCUCCUCCGGCGCCGCCGUCCCCGCUGCUGCUGCCAUCGUUCCCGGGCCCGGGACCGGUUCCGGCCCCGGCUCCGGCCUCGGGUCCGUCCUGGCCCCGCUGCCCCGGCGCGACUACAGCAUCGACGAGAAGACCGACGCGCUCUUCCACGAGUUCGUGCGCCAUGACCCACAGUUCGACGAGGGCCCGCGGCCGCGCCACCGCUCCCGGGCUCACGCGCGCAAGCAGUGGCAGAGGACGCGGCAGCACAGCGACCCCGGCGCCCGAGCCGCGCCCCCGCACGCCCUGCCGCCGCUGCAGCCGCCGCCGGGGCCCCCGUCUCUCCUGCAGCCGCCGCAGCCCGCGCCCCACGUGGCCGCUGCGCCCGAGCGCCCGCGCGCCCCCUUGCGGCGCGGAGACAGCGGCCCCCCGGAUGCCCGCGCUUUCCACAGCCCGCUGCCCCGCAUCGUGAGCUCCGGAGGGAGCUAUGGCAGCAGUUCCUCUUUUUCAUAA